This is a messenger RNA of Microdochium trichocladiopsis, 3333 nucleotides long. Its product is annotated as Lon protease C-terminal proteolytic domain-containing protein. Gene Ontology annotation, biological process: mitochondrion organization; protein quality control for misfolded or incompletely synthesized proteins; protein catabolic process. The coding region runs from base 1 to 3333 and encodes 1110 amino acids. Gene Ontology annotation, cellular component: mitochondrial matrix. NCBI's taxonomy places the organism in Eukaryota, Fungi, Ascomycota, Sordariomycetes, Xylariales, Microdochiaceae. The record is from RefSeq and is a predicted model, not a curated record. Gene Ontology annotation, molecular function: single-stranded DNA binding; serine-type endopeptidase activity; ATP-dependent peptidase activity. The transcript has 2 exons.
AUGCUGUGCCGACAGCAUCUCUCGCGCCGCCUUGCUGCCGCAGGCACCUUGCGAUCCGGCUCGCGCCUUCCCACCUCGACAACGUCUCUCGCCCGCGCCUACUCGAGAACGGGCCCCGGCCCACAAAGACAAGCUCUGGUCGCGUGCUCCGUACAACAACCGACAACCGCUCUGCGCCCCACCUCUUCUGCGAGCUUCUCGACUUCCGGCCUGAGGGCGAAGGAGAAAGACCGGGAUUCUGGCUUCUUUGACGGCCAGGUGCAGCCUCUGUCGGACGAGGAGAUCAAGGCGAACCUCGAGAAGAAGAGAGAAGCCGCCGAAGCGGGUACGGCCGAGGCCAAGAGCUCAACAUCAGACUCGUCUGGCAACCAGGGGCAGCCCGAGAGCCCUGAUGGCAAGGGAAGCAGUGCGGCCGGUGGCGCUUCUUCAGGCUCCGGCAACGACGCACCUGGCGAUGGCGGUCGCAGGGGCCGCAAGCCGGCCGGCGACAAGUCUCUGCAGAAGCCCAUCGUUCCCGAUGUAUACCCCCAGGUCAUGGCGAUCCCCAUAGCGAAGCGGCCGCUGUUCCCGGGUUUCUACAAGGCCAUUACGAUCAAGGACCCGCAAGUCUCUGCUGCCAUUAUGGAGAUGAUCAAGCGCGGACAGCCAUAUGUGGGAGCCUUUCUCUUCAAGGAUGACAACGCCGACGAGGAUGUCAUCCGCAACGUCGACGAUGUCUACGAUACCGGCGUCUUUGCACAAAUCACCAGCGCCUUCCCUGUGCAUGGCGAGCAGAACAGCCUUACCGCUAUUCUCUAUCCGCACCGGAGGAUCAAGCUGUCCGAGCUGAUACCACCCGGGCAGGCGCAAGACGCAAAGAAGACCGCAGAGGAGACACCUGUACCCGAGCCGAUUCCGCAAAAGGCGGAGGAGGAUGCGACGCAGGAGAAGAAGGGCGACGUUGUUGCCAGCUUCGAGGAGAGUGCCGUGGCUACCAAGGGAGAUCCCGCGAGCCCAGAAAAGUACGAGCCGACAUCGUUCCUCCGCAAGUACAACGUCAGUCUCGUCAACGUUGAGAACCUCACCGAAGGGCCUUAUGAUCCCAAGAGCGGCAUCAUCCGCGCUGUCACAAACGAAAUUGUCAAUGUCUUCAAGGAAGUCGCCACCAUGAACAGCCUCUUUCGCGACCAGAUCUCGACCUUCUCGAUGAGCCAGUCCACAGGCAACGUCACCUCGGAACCUGGCAAGCUCGCAGAUUUUGCGGCCGCUGUUUCGGCGGGCGAGCCUGCCGAGUUACAGGAAGUUCUCUCGAGUUUGGAUGUUGAGGAUCGUAUGCAGAAGGCCUUGGUUGUCCUCAAGAAGGAGCUGAUGAAUGCGCAGCUUCAGUCCAAAAUCACCAAAGACGUCGAGCAGAAGAUCACCAAGCGGCAGCGCGAGUACUGGCUCAUGGAGCAAAUGAAGGGCAUCCGGCGCGAGCUUGGCAUCGAGUCCGAUGGAAAGGACAAGCUCGUGGAGAAGUUCAAGGAAAAGGCCGACAAGCUCGCGAUGCCCGAGGCAGUGCGGAAGGUGUUUGAUGACGAGAUCAACAAACUGGCUCACCUUGAGCCGGCCGCUUCCGAGUUCAAUGUCACAAGAAACUACUUGGACUGGCUGACAACGAUCCCUUGGGGCCAGCGAAGCGCAGAGAACUUCGGUAUUCAGAACGCCAUGAAGGUCCUCGACGAGGACCAUUACGGACUUAAGGACGUCAAGGAUCGCAUCCUUGAGUUCAUCGCCGUGGGCAAGCUUCGCGGCACGGUAGAGGGCAAGAUCCUGUGCUUUGUCGGGCCGCCCGGUGUCGGAAAGACCAGUAUCGGAAAGUCCAUCGCCAGGGCACUGAACCGCGAGUACUACAGAUUCAGUGUCGGAGGUCUCACCGAUGUCGCUGAGAUCAAGGGUCAUCGGAGAACCUAUGUUGGUGCUCUUCCCGGACGAGUCAUUCAGGCGCUCAAGAAGUGCCAGACUGAGAAUCCCCUCAUCCUGAUCGAUGAAGUGGACAAGAUUGGCCGCGGCUACCAAGGUGACCCGUCAUCCGCUCUUCUCGAGCUUCUCGACCCUGAGCAGAACGGCUCGUUCCUAGACCACUACAUGGACGUACCAGUCGACUUGUCCAAGGUCCUAUUCGUCUGCACAGCAAACAUGACUGACACUAUCCCGCGACCCCUCCUGGAUCGUAUGGAAGUCAUCCGGCUGUCGGGAUACGUCUCUGAUGAGAAGAAGGCGAUCGCCGAUCGCUACUUAUCGCCCGCUGCCAAGGAGCUGGCCGGUUUGAAGGAUGCCAAUGUGACGUUGUCCGACGAUGCCAUUGAAGAACUCAUCAAGUCGUACUGCCGCGAGUCCGGUGUUCGCAAUCUUAAAAAGCAGAUUGAGAAGGUCUACCGAAAAUCUGCACUCAAGAUUGUUCAGGACCUCGGCGAGGACGUGUUGCCCGAGUCUGAGGCUCUGACUGAGGAAGGCAAAGCUGCUUUAGCCGAGUCUGAGAAGGAGAAGGCUAAGGAGGGCGACAAGAAGGACACCGCGGCAACCGAGGCGACUGAGAAGGAGACGACCUCCCACCCCCGUGUUGCGCUCAAGGUUCCUGAAGACCUCGAGGUUGUCAUCAACAAGGACAACCUGAAGGAUUAUGUGGGGCCCCCUGUAUUCACUUCCGAUCGUCUGUACGACGUGACACCACCUGGUGUCGCAAUGGGCUUGGCUUGGACUCAGCUUGGUGGUUCGGCCAUGUACAUUGAGUCAAUCUUGCAGUCAUCGCUGCGACCCAGCAGCCGUCCCGGUCUUGACAUCACUGGCAAUCUGAAGACUGUCAUGAAGGAGUCAUCCAGCAUUGCGUAUUCCUUCGCCAAGUCUUUCAUGGCCAAAAACUUCGAGGACAACCACUACUUCGACAAGGCCAAGAUCCACCUACACGUCCCCGAGGGGGCCGUACAAAAGGACGGACCCUCUGCUGGUAUCACCAUGGCUACCUCUUUGCUGUCGCUCGCACUCGAUACCCCCGUCAACCCCACGAUCGCCAUGACUGGCGAGUUGACACUCACUGGCAAGGUUCUCAGGAUUGGCGGUUUGCGGGAGAAGACGGUUGCUGCUAGGAGAGCCGGAUGCAAGAUGAUCAUCUUUCCCGAGGACUGCAUGUCUGAUUGGCUCGAGCUGCCAGAGAAUAUAAAGGAGGGCAUUGAGGGCCGGCCUGCCAACUGGUACCACGAGGUCUUUGAACUUGUCUUCCCCGAGCUGGACAAGGAGCAAGCCAACAAGUGUAAGAUCUGCGAAUGGAAGAAAGAGCAUGGGUCCAAAUCCGAUGGCGAGAAAGACGACGACUAG